AUGACACCUACGCUACUACUACCCACUAUCAACCCUAGGUCCGAACUACGUUGCAUCCUCCCUGCUCUGCUACUCCCUGCUGCAUCCUCCCUGCUCUGCUACUCCCUGCUGCAUCCUCCCUGCUCUGCUACUCCCUGCUGCAUCCUCCCUGCUCUGCUACUCCCUGCUGCAUCGCCCCCUUGGUGUCACUCCUUUGCUUCUACCCCAUGUUGUUACUACUGUGCUCCCCUCCCCUGCUAUUACUCCUGCGCACCUCUCCUUGCUGCUACUCCUCUGCUCCCCUCCUUGCUGUCGUUCCUCUGCUCCCUUCCCCGUUGUCGUUCCUCUGCUCCCCUACCUGCUUUCGUUCCUCUGCUCCCAUCCCUACUGUCGUUACUGUCAUUCCUCAGCUCCCUUCCCUGCUUUCGUUCAUCUGCUCCCUUCCCUACUGUCGUUCCUCUGCUCCCUUCCCUGCUGUCGUUCCUCUGCUCCCCUCCCCGCUGUUAUUCCUCUGCUCCCUUCCAUGCUGUCGUUCCUCUACUCCCUUCCCUGUUGUCGUUCCUCUGCUCCCUUCCCUGUUGUUGUUCCUCUCCUCCCUUCCCUGCUGACGUUCCUCUGCUCCCUUCCCUGCUGUCGUUCAUCUUCUCCCCUCCCUGCUGUCGUUCCUGUGCUCCCUUCCUUUUUGUCGUUCCACUGCUCCCUUCCCUGCUGUCGUACCUCUGCUCCCUUCCCUGCUGUCGUUCCUCUGCUCCCUUCCCUGCUGUCGUUCCUCUGCUUUCUUCCCAGCUGUCGUUCCUCUGCUCCCUUCCCUGUUGUCGUUCCUCUGCUCCCUUCUUUGCUGUCAUUCCUCUGCUCCCUUCCCUGUUGUCAUUCCUCUGCUCCCUUCCCCCCUGUCGUUCCUCUGCUCCCUUCCCUGCUGUCGUUCCUCUGCUCCUAUCGCCCCUCCCACUCCUACCCCUAGGCCAAGUCCUUGGGGCAUGUCCGGCUCCUGAUGCUUUCCGCAAGGACCCCGGCUUCCUCUACAUUGGGCUCGACGCCGAUGUCCAGCCCUGGACUUGCGUCCUCUGGCUUCUCCUGCGGCCCUGCCCUCGACUCUGCCAUGGCGCAUAUGGCCUCCGAGGCUCACACCUCCAACCUGCGCGCAGCGCCCAAGGGCCCUGCUGCAAAUGA
Closterium sp. Yama58-4 is the source of this 1149-nucleotide messenger RNA. Lineage: Eukaryota; Viridiplantae; Streptophyta; Zygnematophyceae; Desmidiales; Closteriaceae. The record is from the annotation of a GenBank genome assembly.